Octopus bimaculoides (California two-spot octopus) is the source of this 710-nucleotide messenger RNA. RefSeq names its product gastrula zinc finger protein XlCGF71.1. The record is from RefSeq and is a predicted model, not a curated record. Lineage: Eukaryota; Metazoa; Mollusca; Cephalopoda; Octopoda; Octopodidae.
UUCACAGGGGAAAAGUACAGUUCCAAUGUGAAAUAUGUGGAAAAUCUUUCAUGACUAACUUACAGCUCACUACCCAUGUACAAACUCACACCGGAGAAAAAUCAUAUCAUUGUGAAAUUUGUAAGAAAUCGUUCAUCCAGAAAUGUCAACUUAUAGUUCAUAAAAGGAUACACACUGGCGAAAAACCUUUUGAGUGUGAUGUAUGUGGAAAAUCAUUUUCUGUGAAUCUUUAUCUUAAAGCUCAUAAACGAAGACACACCGGAGAAAAACCAUUCCACUGUGAAAUCUGUGGAAAAUCCUUUUUUGAUAAUUCACAUCUUGUCAGUCACAAAAGAGUACACACCGGAGAAAAACCAUUCCAUUGUGAUAUUUGUGGAAAAUAUUUUUACUCGAGCAGUAAUUUAGCAAGACACAAGUUAUUACAUAUGGGGAAAAAAGCAUUCCGUUGUGAAAUAUGUGGGAAAACUUAUGUGAAUAACAGUGAUUUAAAAAGACACAAGAGAAGACAUGAGGGCGAUAAGACUUUUCACUGUGAAAUUUGUGGAAAAUCAUUCUUCGAUCAUUCUAACCUUAUAGUUCAUGUCCGUACCCAUACUGGAGAAAGACCUUAUCAGUGUGAAAUCUGUGAGAAAGCAUUUAUUUGUAAAAGUGAUGUAAAUAAACACAAACGAACACACAGUAAAGGGAAGCCUUUGGACUGUGAAACAUGA